AUGGCCAUCUGGGGCACUGACAAGCUGCGAGCCCAAUGCCGGUGCCUCGUUUUACCCUCCUGUCCACGUGGCUCACGACAGACACAGACCUCCUUAGCUCCCUCCCUCUCCCUUUCCUCUGGCUCCCCCGGCCAUCGGACCCAUCGGGUCUGCAAUAUUCCAGGAACCUUGAAGGUUCGCAGGAGGAAGGGGAGGGUGUUCCGAGCAGGAAGCUGGGUCUGCCGCGAGGGCGGUAAAGGGCGCCCGGCUUUGCAGAGGCUGGGAGAGGCGUGCGAGGACCACGCCGAGUGCCGGGGCGGCUGCUGCGUCUUCUGCACGCCCAGGACCAUCUUCCUCAAAUGUCUGCCCUGGCCGAAGUGUGUGCCUUGGCGCAAGGCGAGAGGGCGAGGCGCGGCCGGGUCGGGGUGCGGCUGCCAGGCUCCCGCUCUGCGUCCCCAGCCCAACGGGGCCGCUGCAGCCGCCACAGGGACUGCGGGAACCAGUGCGGCAUCACGCUCAACGAGGCCGGCCGCUCCCGCUGCACCCGCCAGAGCGGGCUCUGGCCCAGUGCCUGCCCUUGUGACAGGGAAGAAAAGCUGCAAGGAAGAGCCAGCACGGACUUCGCAGAAGCUCACCUGGAUCUCGUGCCUGAGUUUGGCUGGGAGCUUGGCUCGUGGGUCCACACUGCUCUUCUGGGCUGUGAAAACCUGUGGGCAUUAGACACAUCUGGCCCUUCUCCUAUCAGUGAACUCCUGAGGCUGAUUGUGAGCGUCUGAGAACAAACCGCAGCUACUGGAAUCUUCACAUCAAUAAACACCUGCUGA
Messenger RNA from Leptonychotes weddellii (Weddell seal), 803 nucleotides. Lineage: Eukaryota; Metazoa; Chordata; Mammalia; Carnivora; Phocidae. The record is from RefSeq and is a predicted model, not a curated record.